Chenopodium quinoa (quinoa) is the source of this 1957-nucleotide messenger RNA. RefSeq names its product sorbitol dehydrogenase-like. Bases 747 to 1835 code for a protein of 362 amino acids. The record is from RefSeq and is a predicted model, not a curated record. NCBI's taxonomy places the organism in Eukaryota, Viridiplantae, Streptophyta, Magnoliopsida, Caryophyllales, Amaranthaceae. The transcript has 6 exons. Gene Ontology annotation, molecular function: oxidoreductase activity, acting on the CH-OH group of donors, NAD or NADP as acceptor; zinc ion binding.
CCUAUAAAGUAUUUGUUAUGUAAGAAUUUUUUUUUUAAAAAAAAAACAAAAAGUACUCCGUUUUUGUUAUUAGAGCCUUGUAUUUUUUUCAAGAAACCCUAUUUAUUGUUGUACUUCUUACGGAGUAUUUUUUUUUUGGUGAGAAUUAAACCCAACUUUUUUAUAUCCAGUAAUUAUUUUGAAUAAUAAUUGCAUAUUAAAAUUACGUAGUAUUUGAUCAACAAUAACGAAGACCCUAGUAUAUAUUUUUAAUUAUAUCAGGAUCCAUUAUGAAAAUCAUCUAAUUAUUGGAUAAAAAGAUAACCAAAUUUAUGUGGACUAGAUUUUUUUUUUAAAAAAAAUUAUUCAUAAAAAAAAAAAAGAUAUAUGUAUUUUAAAGGAAAAAUCAAACACGGUAGAUAACUGAUUGAGGAUGAAAAAAAAAAAAAAAAAGAUAAAGUUGCAUCUUCAAUAAGAAAACUUUUUUUUUGACGGGAAACAAUAAGAAAACUUGAAAACAUAUACGUUUAUCUUAUGGAGAAAAACAUAUAGUUCAUAUAAUCCAAGUCUGUUUAUUGUCAUGAAUAAUUGGAUAAGUAUUAGAUAAUAUAAUUAAAAUUAAUCCAAACUAAAAAAAACAAUUAUCUUUUAGUAUACAAUUUCCCUAUAUAAAGCCUUCACCCUCAACAUCAAAAGGCACAACAAAAUAAGCUAUUAACUCGAUUAAUUUAGUGUGACAAACGUGAAAAAGAGAGAAAUUUAAGAUAAUGGGGAAAGGAGGAAGUGCUAGUGAUGUUGCUUCUGUUUCAGAGAACAAGGCUGCUUGGUUAUAUGGAGUUAAUGAUCUUCGUAUUCUUCCGUUUAAGCUCCCUGCUCUCGGACCUAAAGAUGUGAGAGUAAGAAUGAAGGCUGUUGGGAUUUGUGGGAGUGAUGUGCAUUAUUUAAAGACAAUGAGCUGUGGUGACUAUCAUGUGAAAGAGCCUAUGGUGAUCGGUCAUGAAUGUGCCGGAGUCAUUGAAGAAGUCGGGAGUGAGGUUACUUCACUUGUUCCGGGGGAUCGAGUAGCUCUUGAGCCCGGGAUUGGGUGUUGGCAGUGUAACCGGUGCAAAGAAGGGUCUUACAAUCUCUGCCCUGAUAUGCGCUUCUUUGCUACCCCUCCCAUUCAUGGAUCUCUUGCUGAUCAGAUUGUGCAUCCUGCAGACUUAUGUUUCAAGCUGCCUGAAAAUGUCUCAUUGGAGGAAGGGGCAAUGUGUGAGCCAUUAAGUGUUGGUGUGUAUGGUUGUCGCCGAGCUAAUGUUGGUGCUGAGACUAAUGUUUUGAUCAUUGGUGCUGGACCUAUUGGCCUUGUCACAUUGCUGUCAGCUCGUGCUUUUGGCGCUCCUAGAAUAGUAGUAGCAGAUGUGGAUGAUCACCGUCUUUCUGUUGCAAAGAGUCUUGGUGCUGAUGGAGUUGUUAAAGUUUCAUCAACUAAAGAGUUUGUCUCAGCAGAAGUGGAUGAGAUGAAGAAAAUAAUGGGAAAAGAUAUAGAUGUAACUUUGGAUUGUGCUGGUUUUGAGAAAACUGUGUCAACUGCUUUCGGUGCUACUCGUAAUGGUGGUAAGGUGUGUUUGAUUGGAAUGGGUCAUUGCAAUAUGACAGUUCCUCUUACACCUGCUGCAUCAAGGGAAGUAGAUGUGUUGGGUGUAUUCCGAUACAAGAAUACAUGGCCACAAUGUAUAGAGUUCAUAAGCACCGGGAAGAUUGAUGUGAAACCUUUGAUUACUCACCGAUUUGGAUUCACUCAAGAAGAUGUGGUGAAGGCUUUUGAGACUAGUGCUAAGGGUGGCAAAGCCAUUAAGGUCAUGUUCAACCUUUAGAGGAUAGACGGUUUAGGGCAUUAGUUGAUUAGUAUUUUCACCAAAACAAAUACUUUUUUUAGGAUCUCAGAGAUACAAUUUUUAAUUAAGAUUUCGAUUAUGUAACGUGUUAUCACAAAUAU